This is a messenger RNA of Solanum dulcamara, 1640 nucleotides long. Its product is annotated as protein IQ-DOMAIN 9-like. Bases 360 to 1277 code for a protein of 305 amino acids. The record is from RefSeq and is a predicted model, not a curated record. Gene Ontology annotation, molecular function: protein binding. NCBI's taxonomy places the organism in Eukaryota, Viridiplantae, Streptophyta, Magnoliopsida, Solanales, Solanaceae. The transcript has 7 exons.
UACCCUUUUGCUUUUUUUGCUUUUUUCCUUUUACAUUCCUCACAUUAUUUCUUCUCUUUCACUCAAUACUAUUUUGCUAUUUCAUUACUGUCAUCACUACUCUUUUUUUGUUUCUUUGUGUUUUCAAGAUACCCUUUUGCCAGCAAGGGAUUUUGCUACUAUUGUGAUUUUAUUUCAGAACUUUGACUUCGGUUGUUCUGCAUAGUGAUUGGAAAACUACGCACCGUUUGUACCUUGCUUGAGAGGUGUAGUCCUCCUAAAUCUCCCAUUUUUCUGCCUACCCAAAGAAGUGCAAGUGAAAUAAGUUGAAGUAAAUACAAGCAAAUUGAGAAGUAAGGCAUAUAUAACAAGCAUCUGAAAUGGGGUCCGGAUACUGGCUAAAAAAUGUAAUCAGAUCGAAAAGAUUAAAGGGAACUUCUAUUGGACGCAAGGGGGAUGGCCAGUCUCAGAAAGAACCUUCAAGAAGAACAAAUGGUGCCUCUGUCAAAAAGCACAGAGAAAUGGGAAUUCCUUCUGAGGAAAAAGCAGCCAUAAGGAUUCAGACAGCUUUCCGUGCAUAUAAGGCAAGGAAAACUUUCCGUCGCUUGAAAGGGACAUCAAGGUUACGUUCUAUGACAGAAGGCCCUUCUGUGAAAAAACAAGCUUCGACAACCUUGAAUGCUCUCCAUUCAUGGAACAGGAUACAAGCUGAGAUUAGAGCGUGUCGUGUUCGUAUGGUCAUCGAAGGACGUCUUAAGCAGAAGAAGUUGGAGAAUCAAUUGAAGCUAGAGGCAAAGCUUCAUAAUUUAGAGGUAGAGUGGAGUGGUGGCCCUGAAACAAUGGAAGUUGUUCUGUCUAGGAUACAUCAGAGAGAAGAAGCAGCAGUGAAGCGGGAGCGGACAAUGGCAUAUGCAUUUUCACAUCAGAAUAUUAUGUCACAGUGGAGAGCCAAUUCCAACCCAUUCUUUGGAUCAAGUAACCAUGACUUAGGCAAAGCUAAUUGGGGCUGGAGCUGGAAAGAUCGCUGGGUCGCUGCUCGACCAUGGGAAAGCCGAAUCACUGUUCAAUCAAGUCCAAAAGUUGUCAAUAGGACAGCAAGCAAGACUCCUAAAAGUUAUAAAACUCAAACAACAAAAACACCAGGUUCUGUUAAAUCAACUUCUGCCAAUUGGAAACGUGCUAUGAAGCCUCGAAAGCUAUCAUACGAAGCAGCUGAUAAACUAACUGGACACAAAGGUUUCAACAAAAUUGAGACAAGCAUUGACAAACAGGAGGGUGGUAUCUUAGAAAGAAAUUGAAAGAAAAUAAUAUGUUCAAUCUAAGACGUGUUUCUACAGUUUCGAUGAGGAUUAAUGAUGGUUAAAAACUUGAAGUUGGAUAUGUGUCUGAGCAGUGAAGUGAAGUUUGCCAGUUUUUCGUUUAAAUUUCUGAAUUAUUCCGAGCUUAUGUAUAUGAAAGAAAAAAGGGUUGUUCAUUGGUUAUAAUGUGUAUAGAUAAAGUAUUUCUGUUUAUAAGUUAUUCAGAGCUCCGAAUAUUCAGUUUCAAUGUUUCUUUGUUGUGUUUGUUGCCAAUUUUUUUGCUCAGAACAUCUGUUUUGUACAUAAUGUAAAAGUUAUUGCAGAGUGUUUUUGGUUAUAACAACAUCUUAUUUCUUGGUGAUA